AUGAAGUACGUGGUCGUCAUCGGAGGAACCAUGAGCGGCAUAGGAAAGGGCACACUGCUGAGCAGUAUCGGCGUCGUCCUCCGCUCGAGAAACAUCUCAAUCUCAGCAGUUAAAAUUGACCCGUAUCUUAACCUGGAUGCAGGAACCAUUUCACCAAACGAACACGGAGAAGUGUACGUACUCCACGACGGAGGAGAAUCGGACCUGGACUUGGGCAACUACGAAAGAUUCCUCAACCUACAGCUGACGAAAAACCACAGCUUGACCUCAGGAAAGGUGUACAGUCGAGUGUUCGAAAAGGAGAGGAAGGGAGACUUUUUGGGAAAAACAGUACAGGUAGUCCCACACAUCAUCCAAGAAGUGAUCAACUGGAUAGAGGACGUGUCAAAGAAGAACGUCGACAGGCUGGGAUGGAGAGACCCGGAAAUGUGUCUGCUUGAAAUAGGAGGCACGGUGGGAGACAUCGAGUCGGAAGUGUACGUGGAGACGAUCCGACAGCUUAAGCUGACGCUAGGGAAUGAAAACGUUUGCCUCUGCCAUCUCUCCUACGUGCCAAUAGUGGGAAGGGAGGACGAGCAGAAGUCAAAGCCAACACAACACUCAGUGAAGGAGUUCAGCACUGGAAACAGUAGUCUAAUGGUGAUACAGGCCUUGCUCCAAAGAGGAUUACAACCUGAUAUGAUUUUCUGCCGCUGCCCAAACGAAUUGACAGCUGAAACGAAGAGGAAGAUAGCCUUUUUUACACAAGUUCACUACAAACAUGUGAUAAGCGUACACAAUACCACCGACUUGUACCAAGUUCCACUGAUGUUGGACGAACAGAAAGUAGCAGAGUCGAUACUGGAGCUGCUUAAGUUUAAGCCAAACAAUUCGAUUCCAAUGCCGCCAGAGUACUCGAUGAAGCACUGGAGCACCUUCUGCGAAAAUCCGAACAACGAAAAGGUCACAGUGGCAAUGGUGGGAAAGUACAACGCAUCGACAGACACGUACCUGUCAGUGUUAAACGCACUAAAGCACUCGGCACUGGAGUGUAACCUCAAGUUGAACCUGAAGUGGAUAGACUUUGCAGAAUUAAAGGAAGCAGUUACAGCAGCAUUAAAUAAAUACAUUAUAGAAUACGGAUCUAAGAAGUUUGAGGAUAACUUUAAGGGCGUGGACGGAGUAUUGAUACCAGGAGGAUUUGGAACGAGGGGACUAGAUGGGAAGAAGUUGUCAGUGAAGUAUUGCAGAGAUAAAAAGGUGCCGCUCCUGGGAAUAUGCCUAGCACUGCAGCUGACAGUAGUAGACGUGGCACAGGAAUUUGAACCAAAAGCAUGCCACGGAGAAGACUCGUCAGUACCAGCAAAGUAUCACGCAGUGUCGCUGAUGCCAGAGUACGAAGGAAAAAAUAAUAAGGGAGCGUCAAUGAGACUAGGAGCGAAAGAAACUAAACUUAUCAAAGGAACAAUAGCAUACGACCUCUACGACCACAAGGACGUGAUAGUGGAAAGACACAGACACAGAUACCAAGUAAACCCAGCAUACGAAGAAAGACUGGAAAAACACGGAGUAGUCUUCUCAGGAAGAGACCCAGUCCACAACAGAGUUAGCAUACUGGAGUUGAAAGAUCACCCAUUCUACCUGUGCACACAGUUCCACCCAGAGUACACGUCGACGCCAAUUAAACCAAGUCCACCAUACCUAGGAUUCAUACUAGCAUGUAAAAAUAGACUUAAAGAAAGACUGGAUAAAAACGGAGGAAAGCUACUGUCAGGAUCGUCAUACCACAAAGACAAAUGA
This is a messenger RNA of Theileria orientalis strain Shintoku, 1779 nucleotides long. Its product is annotated as CTP synthase. Gene Ontology annotation, biological process: pyrimidine nucleobase biosynthetic process; CTP biosynthetic process. Gene Ontology annotation, molecular function: identical protein binding; CTP synthase activity. The coding region runs from base 1 to 1779 and encodes 592 amino acids. The transcript has 8 exons. NCBI's taxonomy places the organism in Eukaryota, Apicomplexa, Aconoidasida, Piroplasmida, Theileriidae. The record is from RefSeq and is a predicted model, not a curated record.